Molecule: messenger RNA, 5076 nt
Organism: Osmerus eperlanus (European smelt)
Lineage: Eukaryota; Metazoa; Chordata; Actinopteri; Osmeriformes; Osmeridae
Product: histone-lysine N-methyltransferase 2B-like
Exons: 10
Coding region: 1-3495 (1164 amino acids)
Biological process (GO): positive regulation of DNA-templated transcription
Cellular component (GO): histone methyltransferase complex; nucleus
Molecular function (GO): histone H3K4 methyltransferase activity; protein binding
Source: RefSeq, a predicted model, not a curated record
AUGACGCUGCGUUCGGGGGGGGCUCCUCAGCCCCUGCUGCCUCCCCUUCAGCUCCCCUCCCAGGGCCUCCGACCCCCCGGCCUCGCCGCCCCCCCGGAGAGGCCGGCGGGCCUCGGCCUCCAGCUGGGGCUCCGCCCCCACCUCCCCGUCCUCCCCCCGCGGCGUGGCCAGCCCUCCCUCCGGCCUCCGCCACUCCCCCAGAGGCGGCAAGCCUUCAAGAUCGCCACGCCCGUCUCGGCCGAGCUUCCCCAAGACUUCCUGGUGUCCUCCGAGGCCGAGGACUCGGUCACGGCUCCCAACGGCGGGUCUCUGCCCCCGGGGAACCUGGAGGAAGAGGUGGCCCGUCUGAUGGCGGACCCGGAGCUGACCUUCACCCCUCUGGACGCCGACACGGAGGUGGCCGUGGCGUCGUUGCUCAACGCCAAGCUGGAGUUCGACGAGGCCCUGCUGAACGAAAACGUGGUCCUCCACUGCGGCUCGCAGGCGGGUGCCAGGGGAGAGGCCGACGGGGAGACGCAGGGCGGGGAGGAGGCCGCGAGCGAGGGGAGGCAGGGCGGGGUGGAGGCAGCCAAGGCCGCCGGCGCCUUCCCUAAAGCGGUGAGCUCUGGGGAGGGCCUGGACCACGCGUCCUCUGACGAGGACAUGGACCACUACCUGAAGUUCUCCCGCACCGUGGUGGUGCGCGAGGCGGCCAAGGACGCCGGCUCGACGGCACCAACAACGGCUCGGAGAGCGACGGCAGCGAGGGGCCGGGCGAGCAGAGCGCCGGGAGGAGCGGGGAAGGCGAAGCUGCCGUCCCCCCCCGCCGUCAGCCAGGUGGCCAAUCACAACACGCUGUCCAAGACGCUGGUCAUCUCCAUGGAGAGGAUCGAUGCCAUACCGACCCAGUCGCCACACAAGCAGGAGAAGCCGGCGUGUGUCCCGGAGACGGAGCCGGCGUCCUCCUCGUCCCUGUUCAUGGAAACGAGCGACAUCAACAACGAAUUCUCGGUGCAGGAGGAGGUUCUGAUGGACGCCGAGGCUCAGAAGGAGGUCCUGCUGGAUCCGUCCACCGGUCACUUCAUCUCUGCCGACGACGGCUCGGUGGUGUACCUGGCCAACAAUGCCGGGCUGGACAAGGACGACGGCACCUCGUCCACAGACUCGCUCGCCGGUGAAGAGGACAACCGAGACCCGGACUACUCGCCUGAACUUCCUCCCGCCAAAAAGCCGGCGGCAGCCUCGCCGAUGAAAACCAAAACCAUCAUCAUGAAAGCCCGCCCCAUGCCCACCGUGAACUUGAAAAGCGCCCCCCUCGGGGCUCCUCCCACACCGCCCCAGGUCAUCAAGGUGUCCUUGCCCCCCGGGCAGCCCCCCAGGGCGGUGUCGUCCGCUCCGACCAUCACCGUACGGGCCAUCCCCAGGACCGGGCCCUCGCCCAUCGUCAUCAACGGCCUGAACACCCUCCCUCUGCAGGCUGGGGCCCCCAGGGGCCAGACGAUAGCCAUCCGCCUCAACCCCACCAAGUCGGCCCUGCCCCAGCCUCCAGCCCCCGUCCUUGCUCAGCCCGGUGCCCCGCCCCUGGCCCCGCCCUCUGGCCCCGCCCCUCAGGUCCUACUGGUCAACCGCCAGGGUCAGAUUCUGAUCAAAGAUCCCCGGACGAACACCUACCAGACCCUGACCACCAGCUCCCCGUCCUACGCCCGCAUCAGCCAGAUCGCCAAGAUCAUCCACAGCUCCGCCCCCCGGCCCGCCCCCCGCGUCGUCAUCACCCCCACUCCCGUCCCCCGCGUCCAGAACGCCGUCCCCGCCAACCCCACCCCCAGGAGCUACACGCCCACCGGCUCCACCAAAAAGGUGUUUGUGCGGGCGACGCCCCUGCUCAGCGCUGGCCGGCAAGCGGGCGCCCGGGUGAAGAACGUGUCUCACCCGGGCAGCCCCGACGGCAUGGCCCAGUCCAUCAUCGACCAGGCCAUGGCGUCCCACCGUGAGCGGACGCGCCCCAACAUCCUGACCUCUCCCCACACGCCGCGCCCCUCCCAACCCCCCCUCAGCCCCUCCCAACCCCCCCUCAGCCCCUCCCAGUUCAGCGUGCACCCCUACCUAGGGAAGCUGCAGCCCCCCGUGGCCUUCGCCCCCGGCGGGUUCCAGCCCGCCAUCGUCCCCCCGCCGCGCUCGCAGGUGCGCGUGAAGAGGGUGUCGUCCGCCUCGGAGAGACCGGCGAGGAAGAGGAGCAGGACCGAUGCUCUGGACGAGGACAUGUCCUCCUCCAGCGAGAUGGACGAGCUCAGCAACAGCAGGUCUAGCAGAGUUCGUAUAAAAGCCCCGACCAUGAAGGACAUCCUGGACCUGGACCCGAGCCCUCCUGUCUUGCCUGUGAAGGAGCAGCUCAGGAUCGUGGCUCCGGAGCUGGACAGCACCAGGCACACCCCUAUGCAGCGCCUGCCUGCCAACGCUGCAGUCCAGCGCAGCAAAACAGACGUGUGGGUGAGCGCUCGGCACGCAGACCUGUCAGACUGGGGCCCCUACUCAGGAAUGAGCUCAGACGAGGACAUGCUGCCCCCCCGGGUGGAGAAGAGCAGCCAAGCCUACGGCAGCCAGCCCCACCUGCGCUUUGAAAUCACCAGCGAAGACGGCUUCAGCGUGAAGGCCGACAGCAUCGAGGUGGCCUGGCGUGCCGUGACGGACGGCGUCCUGGAGGCGCGGGCGGGGUUCCACCUGAAGCAGCUGCCUCUGGGCGGGGUGAGCGGGCCGCGGGCGCUGGGCGUGCUGCACGACGCCGUGGUCUUCCUGCUGGAGCAGCUGGUGGGAGCGGCCGGCUGCAAGGGACAUCGCUUCCGUUUCCACCGCUACGACGGCCCCGAGGACGAGCUGCCGCUCAACCCCAGCGGCUGCGCCCGCGCCGAGGUCUACACGCGGAAGUCCACCUUCGACAUGUUCAACUUCCUGGCUUCCCAGCACAGACAGCUCCCUGACCUGGCUCCCUGUGAAGAGGAAGACGACGAUGUUCCGCUGAAGUCCACCAGACGAGCCACGAGCACUGAGCUGCCCAUGGCCAUGCGCUUCCGACACCUGGAGAAGGCGUCCAAGGAGGCAGUGGGAGUCUACAGGUCGGCCAUUCACGGACGUGGGCUGUUCUGCAAGAGGAACAUCGAGUCUGGGGAGAUGGUUAUAGAGUACGCGGGCAACGUGAUCCGAGCCGUUCUGACAGACAAGCGAGAGAAAUACUACGACAGCAGGGGCAUCGGCUGCUACAUGUUCCGCAUCGACGACUUCGACGUGGUGGACGCCACCAUGCACGGCAACGCGGCGCGGUUCAUCAACCACUCGUGCGAGCCCAACUGCUACUCCCGCGUCAUCAACGUGGAGGGCCAGAAGCACAUCGUCAUCUUCGCUCUGAGGAAGAUAUACCGGGGCGAGGAGCUCACGUACGACUACAAGUUCCCCAUCGAGGACGCCAGCAACAAGCUGCGGUGCAACUGUACCGCCCGGCGCUGUCGCCGCUUUCUCAACUGACGGCGGCCAUUUUUGUAGUUCUUUGAGAGGGAGAGGAAGUAGGAUUCGGUGACGUGGUUUUCAGACGUGGUAAAAACCUGAGCGUGAUCACCCUGCCCUCUACAGAGUCAGGUUGACAUACAGACUGGUGCAUAAAGUUUAGAUUCCAGCCAGUUUUCUGACCUCAGUAUUUAAAUAUUCUCGUGGUCGAACACCACCUCCAUAGAUGUUCUGUUAGGCUUCCUUUGUUCUCGUGUGGUCCCUAGUAGACUUCAGGCCUAGCGACUCCACACUGCGUCAUUUUCAGGUUGUCCUCGUCUUGGUUUCGUUUGAACCUCGUUUGAACGAGGGGUCGUCUCCUAUUGUCGGUGCUGUUGCUACGAUAAAACUAAACAAACGAUACAAGGCAUCAAUAUCGAAAUGAGGAACGGAUUUUUAGCACCUUACUUUAUGUGAGCCAAGGCUUUGACAUUGCUGUAAAUACAAGGCGACACUGAUCCACUUGUCAGGAAAGAAAUAGACUUCCUGUUGUGGGCAUUUGAGCCCAGCCUUUUUCUGUACAGUUUUAGAGCAGCUGCUGUAUAUUUUAAUUGUCUGUGUCCACAUUAUGGAGACCAUACUUCUGAACGUGACCUCAAGGAUGAGGGCCCAGGUUUAGCUUAUUAGCUUUUGUAAAAGCACAGGUUUUGUCAAUUUUUUUUCUGCGUGUUUUUUUGUUGUUUUUAUGAAGGUGCUUGUGGAAACCACUUAAAAUGUUGCUUUGACAGUUUUUUUGUUUUGCUGAAUCUUCCCCCAUACUCCUGGGUGGCUACCACAUACUUAUCGUUUGUACGUCUUCAUCAACACAUCUUGUCAUUCAUCAUCAGUGAUGAUGGACAGAAGAUGUGUUUAGUCUGCCAGAAUAAUAAUUUUCCUGGUAUUUGUUUGUCGUUUUGUAUGUCAAAAGGGUUUAAUUCAGCUGUUUCACCUACAGAUGCCAACUCCUACAGUGCUCCCUUCCCUUCAAAACCUACAGUUACAUAUGUAUUCUUGUAAAAUAAAUACUCAGAACGCUAGCGAUGAUUUAAAAAAAAAGGAUGCUUUGUCAAAUAAUAACCUGCUUUAUACGUGCUACUGAACCCACCUGUCAGAGGGGCGUGACGAUGACAGGAGCCAGGGUUCAUCUCACCUGAUGCUGUCCUGCACAUGACCUCCCUCCUCCCCUGUCUCCAGCAGGCGGUCUACCUCAGUGGGUCAUGAUGACGAGUGUAAACUAGGGAAAAAUGAAGUCUCCACCUCGUGCUGUGCCGAGUAGGUGAUCUCCAGCACCGCGCCCGGCAACUGGACACUUUCUCCGGUGUUUUAGUUUGGAACAUGGCUGGGUCUCCCCCAAGUACUGACCGCAGUGUGUUUAAUGGGAGUGGGAUUGUUUGUGUUUAUUUUAAAUGGAAAAUAAUUUGUAAAAGUGUAAUGAAACAUGGGUCUGUUACCUUGGGUCACAGGGAAUCCUUGUCUGUAUAAAGUUGUAUACAAAAUUUCUAAACCUGUUAAAUUUUUUCUAUGCACUUUUUUUUAUUUAUGAUGUUCUUGGCUUAAUAAAGAUGUUGAAUGGUUUUGAAUUCA